AGGGCGCCGCCAUGACGGCGGAAGUAAUGGCGGAAGUGGCACCGUUGCCAGGCAGCCGUUGCCUGGCGUCGCGGGGCGUACUCUGCGCUGGGCGCGCGGAGGCCUAGGCGGGAAGCUCGAGCGGCGGCGCCAUGGCCCGAGCGUGGCAGCACCCGUUCCUCAACGUCUUCAGACACUUCCGGGUGGACGAGUGGAAGCGCUCCGCCAAGCAGGGGGACGUGGCCGUGGUCACGGACAAGACCCUGAAAGGCGCCGUGUAUCGCAUUCGGGGCUCAGUCUCUGCCGCCAACUACAUCCAGCUCCCUAAGAGCAGCACCCAGUCCUUGGGGCUGACGGGACGAUACCUGUAUGUGCUCUUUCGGCCCCUGCCCAGCAAGCACUUCGUCAUCCACCUGGAUGUGUCCUCCAAGGACAACCAAGUCAUCCGUGUGUCUUUCUCCAACCUCUUCAAGGAGUUUAAGUCUACGGCCACGUGGCUCCAGUUUCCCUUGGUCCUGGAGGCCAGGACACCUCAGAGAGAUCUGGUGGGUUUGGCCCCCUCCGGAGCCCGCUGGACCUGCCUGCAGCUCGAUCUGCAGGACGUUCUCCUGGUCUACCUGAACCGGUGCUAUGGCCAUCUCAAGAGCAUCAGGCUGUGCGCCAGCCUGCUGGUCAGGAACCUGUACACCAGUGACCUGUGCUUUGAGCCUGCCAUCUCUGGGGCCCAGUGGGCAAAGCUGCCCGUGACUCCUAUGCCUCGGGAAAUGGCAUUCCCUGUGCCCAAGGGAGAGAGCUGGCAUGACCGCUACAUCCACGUCCGGUUUCCAAGUGAGAGCUUGAAAGUGCCUUCCAAGCCGAUUGAGAAGAGCUGUUCCCCUCCUGAGGCAGUCCUCCUGGGGCCGGGGCCACAGCCUCUCCCUUGCCUGGUGGCCUCCAGCAAACCUGUGCGGUUCAGUGUGUCUCCAGUGGUCCAGACGCCCAGCCCCACAGCCCAGUGCGGCCGGGCCCCCGUGGCACCCAGGCCCUUCCCGGAGGUCAGCCUGUCCCAAGAGCGCUCAGACGCCUCCAACGCGGAUGGCCCCGGUUUCCAUAGCCUUGAGCCCUGGGCCCAGGUGGAGGCCUCUGACGUCCACACGGCUGCUGCCGGCACCCAUGUGUUGACUCACGAGUCGGCUGAGGUGCCCGUGGCCCGCACCGGCUCCUGCGAAGGCUUCCUCCCAGACCCAGUCCUGAGGCUCAAGGGCGUCAUCGGCUUUGGGGGCCACGGCACCAGACAGGCCCUGUGGACCCCAGACGGGGCGGCUGUCGUGUACCCCUGCCAUGCGGUGAUCGUCGUCCUGCUCGUGGACACGGGGGAGCAGCGCUUCUUCCUUGGCCACACAGACAAGGUCUCCGCCCUGGCGCUGGAUGGCAGCAGCUCACUAUUGGCCUCGGCCCAGGCAAGGGCCCCUAGUGUGAUGCGGCUCUGGGACUUCCAGACCGGGCGGUGCCUGUGCCUGUUCCGGAGCCCAAUGCACGUUGUCUGCUCUCUCAGCUUCUCUGACAGCGGGGCCCUUCUCUGCGGGGUUGGCAAGGACCACCACGGGAGGACGAUGGUGGUGGCCUGGGGCACCGGCCAGGUGGGCCUCGGUGGCGAGGUGGUCGUUCUGGCAAAGGCGCACACUGACUUUGACGUCCAGGCCUUCCGGGUCACCUUUUUUGAUGAAACCAGGAUGGCGUCGUGCGGGCAGGGCAGCGUGCGGCUCUGGCGGCUGCGUGGCGGGGCGCUGCGUUCCUGCCCCGUGGACUUAGGGGAGCACCACGCGCUGCAGUUCACCGACCUCGCCUUCAAGCAGGCCCGGGACGGCUGCCCGGAGCCCUCAGCUGCCAUGCUCUUGGUGUGCAGCCGCAGUGGCCACAUCUUGGAGAUUGACUGUCAGCGCAUGGUCGUGCGGCAUGCCCGCCGCCUGCUCCCCACACGGACUCCAGGCGGUCCCCACCCGCAGAAGCAGACCUUCAGCUCAGGCCCCGGCAUUGCCAUCAGCAGCCUCAGCGUCUCCCCGGCCAUGUGUGCUGUGGGCUCUGAGGACGGCUUCCUGCGGCUCUGGCCCCUGGACUUCUCCUCGGUGCUCCUGGAGGCAGAGCACGAGGGCCCCGUCAGCUCAGUCUGUGUCAGCCCCGAUGGCCUCCGUGUGCUGUCUGCCACCUCCUCGGGCCACCUGGGCUUCCUGGACACGCUGUCCCGGGUGUACCACAUGCUGGCUCGCUCCCACACCGCCCCGGUGCUGGCCCUCGCCAUGGAGCAGAGGCGGGGACAGCUGGCCACCGUGUCCCAGGACCGCACCGUCCGCAUCUGGGACCUGGCCACCCUGCAGCAGCUAUACGACUUCACAUCAUCAGAGGAAGCCCCGUGCGCUGUCACCUUCCACCCCACAAGGCCAACCUUUUUCUGUGGCUUUAGCAGUGGGGCUGUGCGCUCCUUCAGCCUGGAGGCCGCUGAGGUCCUGGUGGAACACACGUGCCACCGAGGAGCUGUCACCAGCCUGACCGCCACCCCUGACGGCCGCCUGCUCUUCAGCUCCUGCUCCCAGGGCUCCCUGGCCCAGUACAGCUGUGCGGACCCCCAGUGGCAUGUCCUCCGAGUGGCAGCGGACAUGGUAUGCCCGGAUGCCCCCGCGAGCCCCAGCGCUCUGGCAGUCAGCAGGGAUGGCCGCCUGCUGGCCUUCGUGGGACCCUCCAGGUGCACAGUGACAGUCAUGGGCUCGGCCUCCCUUGAUGAGCUGCUGCGAGUUGACAUCGGCACUCUGGACCUGGCCAGCAGCCGCCUGGACUCAGCCAUGGCUGUGUGCUUUGGCCCUGCAGCUCUGGGCCACCUGCUGGUGUCCACCUCAUCCAACAGAGUCGUGGUGCUGGAUGCUGUGUCGGGCCGCAUCAUCUGGGAGAGCACUGUGUUCCAGCUGCCUGGUGUCCACCCUGAGCCCUGCCCCUCCUUGACGCUCAGUGAGGACGCCCGCUUCCUGCUGAUUGCCGCCGGCCGGACCAUCAAGGUGUGGGACUACGCGACACAGGCCAGCCCAGGCCCCCAGGUGUACAUCGGCCACUCGGAACCCGUGCAGGCUGUGGCCUUCUCUCCUGACCAGCAGCAGGUCCUCAGCGCAGGGGACGCCGUCUUCCUCUGGGAUGUCCUGGCCGCUACUGAGAGCGACCAAAGCUUCCCCGGGGCCCCCCCAGCCUGCAAGACAGGCCUGGGCGCAGGACCGCUGGAGGACGCAGCAUCCAGGGCCAGCGAGCUCCCCCGGCAGCAGGUCCCCAAGCCAUCUCAGGCAUCUCCACCACGGCUGGGCGUCUGUGCCAGGCCUCCCGAAGGUGGCGAUGGCGCCAGGGACACCAGGAAUUCGGGGGCCCCACGCACCACCUACCUGGCUUCCUGCAAGGCCUUCACGCCUGCCAGGGUCAGCUGCAGCCCCCACUCUGCCAAGGGCACUUGCCUGCCUCCCGCCAGCGGUGGGUGGCUGCGUCUGAAGGCUGUCGUCGGCUACAGCGGGAAUGGGCGGGCCAACAUGGUCUGGAGGCCGGACACAGGCUUCUUUGCCUACACGUGCGGCCGCCUGGUGGUGGUGGAGGACCUGCACUCCGGCGCGCAGCAGCACUGGUCCGGCCACUCUGCGGAGAUCUCCACGCUGGCCCUCAGCCACAGUGCCCAGGUCCUGGCCUCUGCCUCGGGCCGCAGCAGCACGACCGCCCAUUGUCAGAUCCGCGUCUGGGACGUGUCUGGCGGCCUCUGCCAGCAUCUCAUUUUCCCCCAUAGCACCACCGUGCUGGCCCUGGCCUUCUCACCAGAUGACAGGCUUCUUGUCACACUGGGGGACCACGAUGGCCGCACCCUCGCCCUGUGGGGCACGGCCACCUAUGACCUCGUGUCCUCCACCCGCCUCCCGGAGCCGGUGCAUGGCGUGGCCUUCAACCCCUGGGACGCCGGCGAGCUCACCUGUGUGGGCCAGGGCACUGUCACCUUCUGGCUCCUUCAGCUGCGCGGGGCAGACAUCAGCCUUCAGGUGCGUCGAGAGCCGGUCCCAGAGGCAGUGGGGGCUGGAGAGCUGACCUCGCUCUGCUACGGGGCACCCCCCCUGCUCUAUUGUGGCACCAGCUCUGGCCAGGUCUGUGUCUGGGACACGCGUGCUGGCCGCUGCUUCCUGUCCUGGGAGGCGGACGACGGUGGCAUUGGGCUGUUGCUGUUCUCGGGUUCUCGAUUGGUCAGCGGCAGCAGCACGGGGCGGCUGUGCCUGUGGGCUGUGGGGGCUGUGUCGGAGCUGAGGUGCAAGGGCUCAGGCGCCAGGUCCAGUUCUGUGUUCAUGGAACACGAGCUGGUGCUGGACGGGGCUGUGGUGAGCGCCAGCUUCGAUGACAGCGUGGACAUGGGCGUCGUGGGCACCACGGCGGGCACGCUGUGGUUUGUCAGCUGGGCCGAGGGCACCAGCACGCGUCUCAUCAGUGGCCACAGGAGCAAGGUGAGGGACUUCCAGCCUGGGCGGAGGCGGGGCAGCCGAACCUGGUGCCCUCCCUGCCUGCCGGCUCCAUCUCCACCAGCCCAGAUGAUUCCAAGUCCUGCCGUCACUGGCUCGCAGCGGCCGCCUUGGGGUUCCCAGCGGGGAAGUCUUGGGUGUGCACGUCCCUCAAAGCCGUCCCGGUUGUGUCUGCACCAGCGAGCCGCCUGGCAGGCCUUGCAGGUGAACGAGGUGGUCUUCAGCCCCGGGGAGUCCCACUGCGCCACAUGCAGUGAGGAUGGGAGUGUGCGGGUGUGGGCCUUGGCCAGCAUGGAGCUUGUGAUCCAGUUCCAGGUGCUGAACCAGAGCUGCCUCUGCCUGGCAUGGAGCCCCCCGUGCUGUGGCCGCCCUGAGCAGCAGCGGCUAGCGGCUGGCUACGGUGACGGCUCCCUGCGCAUCUUCAGCAUCUCCCGCACGGCCAUGGAGCUCAAGAUGCACCCCCACCCGGUGGCGCUGACCAGUGUUGCCUUCUCCACUGACGGUCAGACUGUCCUCUCUGGAGACAAGGAUGGGCUCGUGGCUGUGAGCCACCCCCGCACAGGGACAACCUUCCGUGUGCUGAGUGACCACCAGGGCGCCCCAAUCUCUACCAUCUGUGUCACGUGCAAAGAGUGUGAAGACUUAGGGGUGGAGGGCACAGACCUAUGGCUGGCUGCCAGUGGGGACCAGCGGGUCAGCGUCUGGGCCUCCGACUGGCUGCGGAACCGCUGUGAGCUUGUGGACUGGUUGAGUUUCCCAAUGCCUGCCACCACGGAGCAUGCUGCGCCUUUGCAGACUCAGGGCCACCUGCCACCCUCCCUCGCUGCCUUCUGCCCUUGGGAUGGGGCGCUCCUGAUGUACGUGGGCCCCGGUGUUUACAAGGAGGUGAUCAUCUACAACCUCUGCCAGAAGCAGGUGGUGGAGAAGAUACCACUGCCCUUUUUUGCCAUGUCCCUGAGCCUGUCCCCCGGGACCCACCUCCUGGCUGUUGGCUUUGCUGAGUGCAUGCUGAGGCUGGUAGACUGUGCCAUGGGGACUGCCCAAGACUUUGCCGGCCACGACAAUGCAGUGCACCUGUGCAGGUUUACACCGUCCGCCAGGCUGCUCUUCACGGCCGCCCGCAACGAGAUCCUUGUGUGGGAGGUCCCCGGCCGCUGAGAUGCAGCAGGGACUGUGGUGGUGGGCAUCACGCCUGGUCAUGCCAGGCACCUGGACAGAGGCUUGGCAGAGGCGCCAGGUUGUCAAUGGCCUCAUGCUGGGACAGGCCAGGAUUCAUGUAAAUCGCCUGGAGCAAGCUGUUGUAAAUUUGGCGACCUGUAAAUACUUUCAUACCUGUUGCCCUUUUGCCUAAGAAAUCUUUAAUGUUUCUAUCUUGUAAUAAACAUGGGCAUUUAUUGCA
Molecule: messenger RNA, 5880 nt
Organism: Pan troglodytes (chimpanzee)
Lineage: Eukaryota; Metazoa; Chordata; Mammalia; Primates; Hominidae
Gene: WDR90
Product: WD repeat domain 90
Exons: 41
Coding region: 132-5639 (1835 amino acids)
Cellular component (GO): centriole
Molecular function (GO): protein binding
Source: RefSeq, a predicted model, not a curated record